Messenger RNA from Onychomys torridus (southern grasshopper mouse), 4164 nucleotides. It is a transcript of the gene Fbxl7, whose product is annotated as F-box and leucine rich repeat protein 7. The record is from RefSeq and is a predicted model, not a curated record. Lineage: Eukaryota; Metazoa; Chordata; Mammalia; Rodentia; Cricetidae. The transcript is spliced from 4 exons. Gene Ontology annotation, biological process: SCF-dependent proteasomal ubiquitin-dependent protein catabolic process. Gene Ontology annotation, molecular function: protein binding. Gene Ontology annotation, cellular component: SCF ubiquitin ligase complex. Bases 15 to 1490 code for a protein of 491 amino acids.
AUGACGGCGACAGGAUGGGCGCGAACAAUGGCAAACAGUACGGCAGUGAGGGCAAAGGCAGCUCAAGCAUCUCAUCCGACGUGAGUUCAAGUACAGAUCACACGCCAACCAAAGCCCAGAAGAAUGUGGCCACCAGUGAAGAUUCUGACUUGAGCAUGCGUACAUUGAGCACGCCCAGCCCAGCCUUGAUAUGUCCGCCAUCUUUGCCAGGAUUUCAGAAUGGAAGGGGCUCCUCCACUUCUUCAUCCUCCAUCACUGGGGAGACAGUGGCAAUGGUUCACUCCCCACCCCCGACCCGCCUCACUCACCCACUCAUCCGGUUGGCCUCCAGACCCCAGAAAGAGCAAGCCAGCAUAGACCGGCUCCCGGACCACUCCAUGGUGCAGAUCUUCUCCUUCCUGCCCACCAACCAGCUGUGCCGCUGUGCACGUGUGUGCCGCCGCUGGUACAACCUGGCCUGGGACCCGCGCCUCUGGAGGACUAUCCGCCUCACGGGCGAGACCAUCAAUGUGGACCGUGCCCUGAAAGUACUGACCCGUAGGCUUUGCCAGGACACACCCAAUGUGUGUCUCAUGCUGGAGACUGUCAUUGUCAGUGGCUGCCGGAGGCUCACAGACCGAGGGCUGUACACCAUUGCACAGUGCUGCCCAGAACUGAGGCGCCUGGAAGUCUCAGGAUGUUACAAUAUCUCCAACGAAGCUGUCUUUGAUGUGGUGUCCCUCUGUCCCAACCUGGAGCAUCUGGAUGUGUCAGGGUGCUCCAAAGUUACUUGCAUCAGCUUGACCCGGGAGGCCUCCAUUAAACUGUCCCCCUUGCAUGGCAAACAGAUUUCCAUCCGAUACCUUGAUAUGACGGACUGCUUCGUGCUGGAGGAUGAAGGCUUGCACACCAUCGCAGCUCAUUGCACACAGCUCACACACCUCUAUCUGCGCCGUUGUGUCCGCCUCACUGAUGAGGGCCUCCGCUACCUGGUAAUCUACUGCACGUCCAUCAAGGAGCUGAGUGUCAGUGACUGCCGCUUUGUCAGCGACUUUGGCCUGCGGGAGAUCGCUAAGCUGGAGUCCCGCUUGCGGUACCUCAGCAUCGCCCACUGCGGCCGCAUCACGGAUGUGGGCAUUCGUUAUGUGGCUAAGUACUGUAGCAAAUUACGCUACCUCAAUGCGAGGGGCUGUGAGGGCAUCACGGACCAUGGCGUGGAGUACCUUGCCAAGAACUGCACAAAACUGAAGUCUCUGGACAUUGGCAAAUGUCCUCUGGUCUCUGACACGGGCCUUGAAUCCCUGGCUUUGAACUGUUUCAACCUCAAGAGGUUAAGCCUCAAGUCCUGCGAGAGCAUCACGGGCCAAGGUCUGCAGAUCGUGGCCGCCAACUGCUUUGACCUGCAGAUGCUGAACGUCCAGGACUGUGAAGCUUCAGUGGAGGCCCUGAGGUUUGUGAAACGCCACUGCAAGCGCUGUGUCAUUGAGCAUACCAACCCUGCUUUCUUCUGAAGGGACAGCUUCCAUCGGGCAUGUUUUCACAGCAACGUGAACCAAUGCUUUGUAAACGCAGCCCAUGUAAGCACCCACACCCCACUCAUAGCCCCUAUUUCUUCCAGGAACGUUCUUAGGAGUCUGGCUUUUUAUUUUUAUUUCUUAUGAGCAAAUGAGGUCAAAGAAACAAAGGAGGAAAACCAAAUUUCUACCAUGGUAAACUGGUUCUGAUCAGUUUGUUUGUAGACAUAUCCUCUCACAAAGGAUGCACCUCAGCAGGCUGGUCACUGUGUCUUCUGAAACGCACCUUACCCCAUCUUCCCUUACCCCUCUUAUACACAAGCCAUGCCCCAGUGUUCCAUACCUUCAUCUUCCAACCCUGCAACAGCUGUAGCAUUAAUCGUCAGAAUAUGCCCUCUGAAACUGCUUAUUAAACUACUUGGUGGGCAUAAGCCCCACUCCUAAAUCCCACAUCAAGCAAAAUCGGGCUUAAAGUAAUGUUAACACUUUAUAUGUGUGAAUGCAUUGUGACAAAUCACACGGCAUAAGAGGAGACAUGUUUUCUCUCCCAGCUCUGCCACUAACUAGCUGUGUGACCUUGGUCAAAACACCUCACCUUUCAGGGCAUCAGCUUCCCACCACCAGAGGUAGGGGGCGAGCCUCAUGCCCCUUUUAGAGUUGAGAGAAUAGUGAUGCCAAUAAGUACAGUUUUGCAUAAAGAACUUGGUGUAAAGCACACAGAGAACACUUCUGAGAAAACUGGUUGUGUGGAUGAGCUGUGCUUUCAGGAGGUUCUGUGAGGUAACCAUCAGUGCACAUAGGGUCCAGAGUGCACAUAGGGUCUUGAGUGCAUAGAGGGUCCUGGCUGCACAUAGGGUCCUGGGUGCACAUAGGGUCCUGGGUGCACAUAGGGUCCUGUGCACAUAUCAUUUUACUCUCCUCUGAGAACCAAUACAACUCUGUUUGGUGGGCUAGGCUUUUGUACUUCUUCUGCCAUGCUGGAUUCUUUGACUUAUAUGCACAUGUGCUGUAGCAUUCUCUCAUACCACCACAUCCAACCCAGGCAGGCAGGAGAGUGCACCAUGACAGGAAGCCUGGAUCUCCCUGUCAGCUUGCAUACUUUGAGCAUUUUUCAAAUCCAAGUAAAGACCCUUAUAAUUUUUAAUUAACAAGUGAGGUCCAAGGGAACCCACAUCCUUAAAGGUGUUUCUAGCCCUUCUCGGUGCACAUAUGCUAAGCUUCAGGCACAUCUGUCCUGCAGCCGGCAGGGACAGGCACCUUGGUCCUUUGUCAUUUGCAUUUUAUCUUGACUCCUCUCAUCUAUUUAUUUCUCCAUCAAAUGAGGCCCAUUGGGGUUAAGUUUAUAAGUGUUUAAUUGUACAAACACCACCUUGCCUGCUGUCUGCAUGUUUUCCACUAAAUAAUGUAAAACAGACUUGCAGGUGUUUCAAUAUUGUUCACUCAGAAGUGCCAGGCACACAGAAGAGGGAACACACUGAUCAGCCAGAUGCUGGUCCACCCACCAAAGCACUGGGACAGAACAUGAAAAUCAUUUCAAAAUUUGAAUUUUAAGUUGAUGGACUUUCAAACGGUCCCUUCUGAAUAGAAAGCAAUUUACUGGUUUCAUUUUUAAAGAAUCAGAUAGUCAGAAGAAAUCCUGUCACUUUUUUUCCCCAUGAACUCCAGUUGUCUUUUGUUAGUAAACCCAGUACUUUCGCCAAUUUAUUCUCUGGUCACUUUCCUUCUCUAUCACUGUUGAAACAGUUCACCCACCUUCUUCUCAAAGUGUCUAUCCUCCGAUCCCAGAGCCUCUGCCUCUCCAAGCCAAGCAUGCUACAUUUGCUACAGACCAAGCUUAUCCACUGCUCGACAACUGCACUCUAGCUGUAGGCUCCGGUGUGUACUAUUGUCUUGUGUUGGGAAGGAGGCGUUAAGUGACGAGCUAGCAACUCUUCAGGAGGGUCUGUCAUUCAUCCUGUGAAUCCCAGCUUCUUCAGUUCACACCAUCAUCAGCACAGAUGGGUGAGCAAGAUGAUGCCAUAAGGGAAAACAGAAGUUUUGGCUGGGGACAGGACCUAGUGACAGCCAUUGAGUUUAGAAUCCUAGAAGAACUUCAGCAUAGCACCCCUCUGCCCUCUGACUUACGGCUCUGUUGAAAGUUUGAGUUGAAGAGUCCCCGUGGGUUGUCUGUGACCCUUGAUACUGGAACAUUCCAAAUGAUUUGGUUUACUACUCCCCAGAGUGAGCAGGGGAAUCCAAAGUGAUCCCCGAGCCAUUUUCAGUAACUCUGUCAUCACUGACUGAGUAUAUCACCUGAACUGUCUUUCAUGUGAGAGCCAGGGGACAUUUCACACUCAGUGGUUGCCCAGGCCAUGUGUCUUUCCCAGUUUCUCCCUUUCCCAUCCUCGUCACCCAUUCUGCUCUCCAUUAGGGUAGGGGUAUAGAUCUGUGACAGAGGUUCCUGGGAAUAGCUCGGUAGAUUUUCUUGAGGCCAAGCAAAAGGCCUCAUUAAGAAAUGUAUCUGUUUUAAAACAUGGCUUCCUUCCUGGCUCAGCUAAAUUGAAGGCUCAUUUGUUGUUGCUGUUGUUUGUUUGUUUGUUUGUUUCUCUUUAACUCUAAUGUUCAAAUCACUGCGUGCUGUAUGACUCUAGAAAGCCUUAAUUUACUUCCACCAAGAAAUAAAGCAAUAUGU